UAUCUUUUUCAUAUCCCAGCUAACAUUGAGACAAAACUUGAACUUGACUAGUCAUUUUUCAUAUAAUUUGGGACACCUUAUAUAUAUACACACACUCAGCUUCUUAAUAGUUCGCUUAUUCAAGAGUAUUUACUUUGAACUAAGAACAAUUAUAUUUUGCAUAUAUAUCUUCUUGUGCAACUAAUUAAGAAUCAAGUAGAAGAAACAUGGGAGUACAAGGCACUUUGGACUAUUUCUCUACUUUAUUAAGUAGCACCAAAAAGAAGAAGAAGAAGCAAACUCAAACGGUGGCUCUCAAAAUCAGAAUGGACUGUGAAGGUUGUGCUCGCAAGGUUAAACAUGUCCUUUCCGGUGUUAAAGGAGCUAAGUCGGUCGACAUAGAUUUAAAGCAGCAGAAGGCAACGGUGACCGGAUACGUUGAGCCAAAGAAAGUUUUGAAGGCUGCUCAGUCAACAAAGAAGAAGGUUGAGUUGUGGCCAUAUGUUCCGUACACAAUGGUGGCUCAUCCUUAUGUCUCUGCUGCCUAUGAUAAGAAGGCACCUCCCAAUAUGGUUAGAAAGGUUGCUGACACCGCCAACAUAACGGAAACCACCGUUGACGACGGCUACAUCCAAAUGUUUAGUGAUGAAAACCCAAAUGCUUGUUCAAUCAUGUAAUAUACUGCUAUAUAUUAUUCAAACUAAGAUUUUAUUUUUCUAUUUGUUUUGUCCUUAUUAUUAGAUAAGUAAUUAAUCGAAAAUCAUGCUUGGCCUGUGGUUUAUUUUGUGUAAAUAAUAAAAU
This is a messenger RNA of Arachis stenosperma, 780 nucleotides long. Its product is annotated as heavy metal-associated isoprenylated plant protein 24. Lineage: Eukaryota; Viridiplantae; Streptophyta; Magnoliopsida; Fabales; Fabaceae. Gene Ontology annotation, molecular function: metal ion binding. The transcript has 2 exons. Bases 207 to 656 code for a protein of 149 amino acids. The record is from RefSeq and is a predicted model, not a curated record.